UCACUCAAGGGUCACCCUGACCACCUGCACACACACACAAGGAAGAUCCACACACAUUCGCAAUGGCCAUGCAAAGAAAGAUACUCACCUUGUCGGAUUCCUUGUCGUCGUCGGUCUCCCAUACCGCCUCGAUGACCUCGACGCCCACGGCCACGGCGGAGGUGCUCUGGGGGUCGAUGCCGCACGACUCGCUGCUCAACGGACACAUGUCGUUCAAACCAUACACCUAAACGACACAGUCGACAGGACACACACAAGGGUGUCUUUGCUCUCUGUCUCUCUCUCUCUCUCUGUGUGUGUGUGUGCAGAGCACUCGACGUGCCUUUUCAUUGGUGUCCUCGAGUGUGAGCAGCUCCUCGGCGUCCCUGGUGCACGUACCCACAUACAUCCGCAGCUGAACACACACACAUCCAUCCGUCCAUCCACACACAGCAGACACAUGUUUGCUUGUCAGUUUGUGUGCCUUGAGUUUGAUGUCUGCCGGUGCGACGAAGACGAGGCUGCAGUGGUCAUCCUUGGUGCACCAAAAGUUACCUAAAGACACGCACACACACUCGCAGGCAUGCAGCAUGCAGCCCAAAUCAGACAGACAGACAGACAGUCGCCCAUCCCACCUCAGCUCACCUUUUGGGUAGAAGGAUAUGACGCAGUCCGGGAUGCCAAACACAGUCAUCUUAGGUGUCGACAGACUAAUCAU
This is a messenger RNA of Vitrella brassicaformis, 697 nucleotides long. The record is from the annotation of a GenBank genome assembly. NCBI's taxonomy places the organism in Eukaryota, Vitrellaceae.